Thlaspi arvense is the source of this 1074-nucleotide messenger RNA. The record is from the annotation of a GenBank genome assembly. Lineage: Eukaryota; Viridiplantae; Streptophyta; Magnoliopsida; Brassicales; Brassicaceae.
AUGGUGGUGAAGAUGAUGAAGUGGCGGCCAUGGUCGCCGCUGACAACGAAGAAGUUUGAAGUAAAAAUUACAGUUGAUCGCCUCCGAGGCCUGGACAAAUUUUCUGAAAAGGGUUUUGAUUCUGAGCGAUUUGUUGUUGAAAUUAGAUGGGAAGGUUCGAAAUCGAAGGGCAUUGGUCUGACUUAUCUGAGGCCAGGCGUGAGGCGAAACUUCACAAGAGAAGGGACUUUGAGAGACGAUUGGGUUGUGGAAUGGAACGAAGAGUUCCAGAGCUUCUGUAGCUUUUCAGCUAAUAAGCAGGGCAUUUUUCUUCCCUGGGAAGUAACCUUUACAGUCUACAAUGUGAGGAUUGAAGCAAGGACCAAAAACCAUGCUUCUCUCAUUGCGACUUCUUCUCUGAACCUUUCAGAAUUUGCCUUGGCAGAUCAAGGAAAACAGCUUGAAAUCAGUACUCCUCUUACCGUUCCUGGCGGAAGCAUUGAAUGCAAUCUAUCACUAUGUUUAUCUCUCAGCUUUCUGGAAGUGAGGUCUUCCCCUGAAUCUUCAGAGAAAGUACUGGGACAAUUAGCAUCAUUUCCGCAAUCAACCCUUUCUGCAGAUGCUUUAUUAACAGAGAAAGGUGAUACUUCUAUUAAAACAAGUCUAAGAAAAGUAAAAACUUCUACAAGGUUUGCUUCAGCACGAAAAGCAAAGAAGGCCUGUCAUGAAGAAGAGAACAGCGAUGGGAAGAGUUCUACCAGAAGCGAGGAUGGUGCAUAUGCUUACCCAUUUGACACUGACUCAAUUGACCAUCUAGAUUCCGAAGACUUGGAGGAAGUAAAGGAGGAAGAUUUUGGUUUUCGAAAGUCAUUCAGUUAUGGACCACUAACAUCCUAUGCAAAUUUUAUAAGGGCCUCAACUGCAAGCAAUAGUGUGGAUGAGGACUUGGUCUACUAUAGCAAUAGCAGAUCAGACAUGAGGCACUUUCAUGUUGAGGAGUCAACCUUGCUGCAGAGUUCAAAGCGCAGCAUUCUUCCCUGGAAAAAGAGGAGGUUGAGCUUCAAAUCUCCUAAAGCAAAAGGGAGCCACUGCUGA